UACCAACCAAUCAUGUUUUUCAAUCAUUUGAUGAAGUAUGUACGAGGUAUCAAGUGAAUAUUUAGUUAUUUCAGAAAGUGAUGCCCCAGGUGGAUAAUGAUAUUCGGGAGGUUCAGUAUACCUGAAUCAAUACAAUAAUGUAAAUAUAUGUAAUUAAAAUGUAAUAUAUAUCAUUUAAUUACCUUAUUUUAUUUUCUUCUUUUGGUACUAAUUUUGGCAAAUGUUCAUAUCCAACAUCAGUCUCACUUCUAAUUGGACCCCAUUUUCUUCUUUUCUUAGUAUUUUCUCUUGUCGACGUUGGAAAUAAUUCCAUUGCAGAUUGGAUUAGUUUUGUUUCAGGAGAUAAUUUAUCUAUCAAAUUCUCUAGAACAAAAAAUUCAGACAAUUGUUAAUGUCCAAAAAUAAUUCCCGUAUAUUUCCCUUAGUUUUUAAAUACCAGUGAGCAGUGAUGACAAACCAUUCCAUUUAGCUUGUUCUUCGUAUGGAUAUGGGCCCAAGCAAUUAUCAUAAUGCAAUACAUUUGUCUUGUAUUGUAUUAGUUCUGCUUUGGGUAUGUCGUCUACCAAUAUUUCAUUGUCCUUAUCCCAUUUUUUUAUCAAACAUUCACCUUUCUUAAAACUGUGAAAGAAACCACAUCUUGGAGCUGUAUUUCCAUACUUGUCAGUAGCACUGUACACAUAAGAAAAUAAUUUAAAAUUACAAAUUUCCCAAGUAUUAAUUUGUAUUCAUUUAACGUACAUUACCUGUAGUACAUAAAAUGUAUACCUGGAGGUAUCAUUUUGAUUCCUUUAAAUUUAUCACCAGUCGCCCAAGACAUCAUAUCAAUUCCGAACUCCAUGCCAGAUGGGACGUCCAGGAAAAAAGCUGUUGCACCAUUCAGAUAUAAUUUCAUAGCCGUGUCUUGAUCCAUUGUAAAAUAAAUUUAUUGUGUAACUUUAUUUGUAAAACUUUAAAAACGAACAAGUUACGACAUGCCAAUUACCAAUGUUAAAUAUGAAAUUUUGUAAUUACUCAAAUCAUAGUAUUACAAACAUCAUGACCAACAAAUUUUAAAUUUGAAUUUAGAUUUUAGUAUCAAACCGCAAACACUAAGAUACAUGAACAACAAAAAUACAAUAGGGUAGAGGGCAUGGAGUAAUUGAUAUUGCAUAGAAUGUUACAGAUAACACUAUCAACUCAUUUUAUGGUACUUAUCAUUUUAUCUUAAAAAAUAAAUAAUUAUUAAAAACGAAAUCCAGGAACGAUAUUUUAAUUUUGUUUUCGUUAAAUUUAAGAAAUAUUACUUCCAAUCGAAUAUUGAAAGAGUGUUAAAUCAUUUACAAAAAAAAUGGAAAGGAUUCCGGAACAAAUGGGUUACUUGAUUCUUACAAUGGACGGAGCUGUAAUGUCUGUAAGUUGAUACAUAGUUUUGUGUUUUCGAUUUAAAAAACAUUAUUAGUUAUUAUUAUUAUUAUUUGUGUUUUAUGUUUCCAGUCGGGUGGGGAUUUGGAAAAUAAUGAAACAAUUGCUGACAUAAUAUCAAAAACUAUUAGUUCAACUAAAUGUUUGUUUAUGCCUGAAGAACAAUUUCAAACCAUGUCAAGUAUGUUGAAUUACCAUAAAAUUUAUUUAUUUUUUUUUUUAAUUAUGGCUUAACUUUUAUAUGUAAAUGUUGUAUUUUUUAGUUGUAUAUCAAAAUUAUCAUUAUUCAAUUUGCGUAUCAAACAAAAAAAUUCACAUUUCCAAGAUUAAACAUGAUCCAAAUAGUUUAUUGGAAAAUCAUGAUGAUUCCAGAGGGCAUGCAGACACUUCUUGAUUGAAAAUGAAAAGAAAUUUAUUACUAUAAUAACCAUUGUGUUAUACUAAAAUAAAGAUUUAAUACAAUAAAUUGUAUUCCUUUUGAUAUGCAAUUUUAAUAUUUUUUUUAAUAAAUUAAAAUAUUAUAUUUAUAAGUAGAAUGGUUUUUGUUAAUUUAAAAUUAAAAUAAAUUUGUAUUAUACUCUCUUAUUUAAAUAAUUUGUAUAGCUUUUUUGUUGUCUACAUUCACCC
Molecule: messenger RNA, 2028 nt
Organism: Cinara cedri
Lineage: Eukaryota; Metazoa; Arthropoda; Insecta; Hemiptera; Aphididae
Source: the annotation of a GenBank genome assembly